UGUUCAGGGAGGUUUUGCAGGCAAUUGCUAUACAUAAAUAUACGCACCAACAGGCCUGUUCCAUCUGUUUAAUAAGUGACGUAGAGGCGCGAAGUGUAGGCACGCUUGGAAGUGACUCAUCGAUAGUGAAACGAUAGUGCCGCAUUAGUUAAAACACACACGGAAAUACGUUCAACAUAAGGUGCCAUCACAAUGGAGUUUCCGAAUUUGGGCAAACACUGCUCGGAGCAGUUCUGCAACAAGUUGGACUUUUUGCCAAUGAAAUGCGACGCCUGUGGUGCCAUAUUUUGCUCGGAUCACUUCAGCUACAAGGACCAUGCGUGCCCUUCGGCCUACAAGAAAGAUGUUCAAGUUCCUAUCUGUCCACUGUGCGGUGAUCCGGUUCCGACUCCGCGCGACGUAUCGCCCGAUAUCACAGUGGGUGCGCAUAUCGAUCGGUUCUGUACAUCAGACCGAAAGAAAAUAUACACCAACCGCUGUUCGUAUCGUAACUGCAAGAAAAAGGAACUUAUUCCCGUUAACUGUAGCGUGUGUCGGUUGAACUUUUGCCUGAAGCAUCGUCACACCACCGAUCAUGACUGUGCCGGACCGGCAGCGGGUCAGCGGAAUCUCGUAGCAACGGCCGCCAUUCAGCGACAAACCACUAGCAAAUCAACAUCAUCCGGGCCAUUCGCCGCCUUCCGGUCUGGCAUUACAAGCAGUGCCAGUGCCGUCCGAAGCAGCGCUGUUACAUCGACCACAGCAAACGAACACAUUGCUAUAAUACAGGGCGGAAUGUCGGAGGAUGAAGCCCUGGCUCGUGCGAUUGCAUUGUCCAUGCAGGAAGAAGAUCAACAGGCACAAUUACGCCAAAACCAGCAGGAACGAAAUCCCUCCAAUACGUCGCGCAGAAUUGCUGUUGGUAGCGGAAAUAGUGCCUCCAAGGACAGAUGUAUGCUUUCGUGAGAUCGCUCUCGGUUCACAGACCAUCAUUCCAUUGACGCUUUCAGGCGGCCAGCGACAAUCAAAGUGCGGAACCGAGGGUACCCAAUGCGAAGAAGAAUGUAAAAGACAAACAGCUGCUGCUGUGCGAUUUGUUGUUUCGUUUUUUCGGAGGUGGAACUUUUAAAAAACACUCGCUUGCUUGCCACUUUACCUUACUGCAUAUUGGCAGCAGUCACCAUCACCAAAAUGAUGUUUCCACGUGUAAAACAAUUUUCAUUCACGAAUACAAUUAUAUUUAUGCAUAGUUAAAUUCACAUCUCUCGUUAUUCGAUUUACGCGUCCUAUUACGGCCUUGCGAGAUGCGCCCGUGGCACCACGGGACGGCGCUCAAUUCUUCUUAUACUCAAUUCGUUCCACCUUCACGUCGUCACCGACAAGCUGGUACACGUACGUUACGACCGUCGUACUCUGGAUGUCCAUCAGCACAAAGGACGGAAUGACGGAGGUGUCCAGCGGGUUAUAGGAACCGGUAGCCGAGCCCGGAUUGAUGUAGAACUUGUUCUCGUGUUCGUACGCCUCGAACUUAUGCGUGUGCCCCGAUAUCAGUAUGUCCACGUCAAGCUGUCGCUGGAUCAGCGCUAACGCUUCCGGAUCGCCCCACGGCACCAC
Anopheles moucheti is the source of this 1593-nucleotide messenger RNA. RefSeq names its product AN1-type zinc finger protein 2A. The coding region runs from base 193 to 945 and encodes 250 amino acids. The transcript has 2 exons. Lineage: Eukaryota; Metazoa; Arthropoda; Insecta; Diptera; Culicidae. Gene Ontology annotation, cellular component: cytoplasm; endoplasmic reticulum. The record is from RefSeq and is a predicted model, not a curated record. Gene Ontology annotation, biological process: proteasome-mediated ubiquitin-dependent protein catabolic process; protein targeting to ER. Gene Ontology annotation, molecular function: zinc ion binding.